Messenger RNA from Gossypium raimondii (Peruvian cotton), 723 nucleotides. Its product is annotated as ethylene-response factor C3. The transcript has a single exon. Gene Ontology annotation, biological process: ethylene-activated signaling pathway; regulation of DNA-templated transcription. Bases 73 to 723 code for a protein of 216 amino acids. Lineage: Eukaryota; Viridiplantae; Streptophyta; Magnoliopsida; Malvales; Malvaceae. Gene Ontology annotation, molecular function: DNA binding; DNA-binding transcription factor activity. The record is from RefSeq and is a predicted model, not a curated record.
CAAACAAACAAACAAACAAAAAAAACACAGUUCGCUAGCAGUUGCCGCUUAGAGACAACUAAAACAAAUACCAUGGACAAUCUUCUUUCUUUCUUUCAAUACUCAACGACAUCCGAAGUCUCGCCUGAGUCGUCAUUUUGCUCGCCGGAGCCGUACAGUUCCGUUUUCUUCAACUUCAACGACGCAGAAGAACUGCUUUGGAUGGAUUUAUUGGCUGAAGGCGGACGACCCAAACCCGAACCCGAAGAGGUUACUUCCGAGGUUAAACAACCCGAACCGGAGCCCAAAGGGGAACGGAAUUAUAGAGGGGUAAGGAAGAGGCCGUGGGGGAAAUACGCGGCGGAGAUAAGGGACUCAACGAGGAACGGCGUUAGGGUAUGGAUAGGAACAUUCGACAGUGCUGAAGAAGCUGCUUUAGCUUACGACCAAGCGGCGUUCGCUAUGAAAGGAGCGUUGGCUACACUCAAUUUUCCGAUGGAAGUCGUUAAGGAAUCGCUUGAAGAAAUGAAGUAUCGGUGCGAAGAAGGUUGUUCACCUGUCGUGGCUUUGAAGAAGAGGCAUUACUUAAGGAAAAGAUCAUUGUCGUCGUCGACGGUGAAGAACAAGAGAAGUAAACGGAACGAGGUGGUCGGAAAACAACAACAACAACAACAACAACGGAACCUGGUGGUGUUUGAGGAUUUAGGAGCUGAUUACUUGGAACAGCUUCUUAGUUCGUGUUGA